Messenger RNA from Echinops telfairi (small Madagascar hedgehog), 2644 nucleotides. It is a transcript of the gene CDC5L, whose product is annotated as cell division cycle 5 like. Bases 21 to 2360 code for a protein of 779 amino acids. Gene Ontology annotation, molecular function: RNA polymerase II transcription regulatory region sequence-specific DNA binding; DNA-binding transcription factor activity, RNA polymerase II-specific. The transcript has 15 exons. Lineage: Eukaryota; Metazoa; Chordata; Mammalia; Afrosoricida; Tenrecidae. Gene Ontology annotation, biological process: regulation of transcription by RNA polymerase II; mRNA splicing, via spliceosome. Gene Ontology annotation, cellular component: spliceosomal complex; Prp19 complex. The record is from RefSeq and is a predicted model, not a curated record.
AAAUUCUGAAAGCAGCAGUAAUGAAAUAUGGAAAAAAUCAGUGGUCUAGGAUUGCCUCACUGCUGCAUAGAAAAUCAGCAAAACAGUGCAAAGCCAGAUGGUAUGAAUGGCUGGAUCCAAGCAUCAAGAAAACGGAAUGGUCGAGAGAAGAGGAGGAAAAACUCUUGCACUUGGCUAAGUUGAUGCCGACUCAGUGGAGGACCAUUGCUCCAAUCAUUGGAAGAACAGCUGCCCAGUGCUUGGAACACUAUGAAUUUCUUUUGGAUAAAGCUGCUCAGAGAGACAAUGAGGAGGAAACAACAGAUGAUCUACGGAAACUUAAACCUGGAGAAAUAGACCCAAAUCCAGAAACCAAACCAGCGCGGCCCGACCCGAUUGACAUGGAUGAGGAUGAACUUGAGAUGCUUUCUGAAGCGAGAGCCCGCCUGGCUAAUACUCAGGGAAAGAAGGCCAAGAGGAAAGCAAGAGAGAAACAGUUGGAAGAAGCAAGGCGUCUGGCUGCUCUCCAGAAGAGGAGAGAGCUGCGAGCAGCUGGCAUAGAAAUUCAGAAGAAAAGGAAAAAGAAGAGAGGGGUUGAUUACAAUGCAGAAAUCCCAUUUGAAAAAAAGCCUGCUCUUGGCUUCUAUGAUACUUCUGAGGAAAAUUACCAGGCUCUUGAUGCAGAUUUCAGGAAAUUAAGACAACAGGAUCUUGAUGGUGAAUUAAGAUCUGAAAAAGAAGGAAGAGAUAGAAAAAAAGACAAACAACAUUUGAAAAGGAAAAAGGAAUCCGAUUUACCAUCAGCUAUUCUUCAAACUAGUGGUGUUUCUGAAUUUACUAAGAAGAGAAGCAAAUUAGUACUUCCUGCUCCUCAGAUUUCAGACGCUGAACUUCAGGAAGUUGUAAAAGUCGGUCAGGCAAGUGAAAUUGCCCGUCAAACUGCUGAGGAAUCUGGCAUCACCAACUCUGCUUCCAGCACACUCCUGUCUGAGUACAGCGUUACCAACAACAGCAUCGCUCUGAGGACACCACGGACGCCCGCCUCCCAGGACAGGAUUCUGCAGGAAGCCCAGAAUCUCAUGGCCCUCACCAAUGUGGACACACCAUUAAAAGGUGGCCUCAAUACCCCUUUGCAUGAGAGCGACUUCUCAGGUGUGACUCCACAGCGACAGGUUGUACAGACACCAAACACUGUUCUCUCUACCCCGUUCAGGACUCCUUCUCAUGGACCCGAAGGGCUUACUCCAAGGAGUGGGACCACUCCCAAGCCAGUUACCAACUCCACCCCGGGAAGAACUCCCCUGCGAGACAAGUUAAACAUCAAUCCUGAGGAUGGCAUGGCAGACUACAGUGAUCCCUCCUACGUGAAGCAGAUGGAGCGAGAGUCCCGUGAACAUCUCCGCUUAGGGUUGUUGGGCCUUCCUGCCCCUAAGAAUGACUUUGAAAUUGUUCUACCAGAAAAUGCUGAGAAGGAGCUAGAAGACCGAGAAGUAGAUGACACUUACGUGGAAGAUGCUGCUGACGUGGACGCACGAAAACAGGCUAUCCGAGAUGCCGAGCGUGUCAAGGAAAUGAAACGAAUGCACAAAGCUGUCCAGAAAGAUCUGCCAAGACCUUCAGAAGUAAAUGAAACCAUCCUAAGACCUUUAAACGUAGAACCACCUCUAACAGACUUACAGAAAAGUGAAGAACUAAUCAAAAAGGAAAUGAUCACAAUGCUUCAUUAUGAUCUUGUCCAUCACCCUUACGAGCCAUCUGGAAAUAAAAAGGGAAAAACCGUCGGCUUUGCUACCAGUAAUCCAGAGCACGUGGCCUAUCUGGAGCAUAACCCAUAUGAAAAGUUCUCCAAGGAGGAGCUGAAAAAGGCCGAGGACGUUCUGGUGCAGGAGAUGGAAGUUGUGAAGCAAGGAAUGAGCCACGGAGAGCUCUCCAGCGAAGCUUACAGCCAGGUGUGGGAAGAGUGCUACAGUCAAGUUCUCUAUCUCCCUGGGCAGAGCCGCUACACGCGGGCCAACCUUGCUAGCAAAAAGGACAGAAUCGACUCACUUGAAAAGAGGCUUGAGAUCAACAGAGGCCACAUGACAACGGAGGCCAAGAGAGCGGCAAAGAUGGAGAAGAAGAUGAAGAUUUUGCUUGGGGGCUAUCAGUCUCGGGCCAUGGGGCUCAUGAAACAGUUGAAUGACUUGUGGGACCAAAUUGAGCAGGCGUACUUGGAGUUACGCACUUUUGAGGAACUCAAAAAACACGAAGAUUCCGCUAUCCCCCGGAGGCUCGAGUGUCUUAAGGAGGAUGUUCAGCGGCAGCAGGAGCGAGAGAAGGAGCUGCAGCACCGGUACGCGGACCUGCUGCUGGAGAAAGAGGACUGCCGGUCCAAGUACUGAGGCGCGGCUGCCCGGCCCCGAGGCUGGACCCGGCUCCUCGCCACUGACCUUCUGCCCACCAGCCGUGGGCUCUCAGCUGUUUUGUUUUCAACGAUACCCAUCUUACAAAGUCUGCGUAUGAAGAUUUUAACCCCACAGAACGUUUUAAGGUUUAAAUUAUAAAGAUGCUCAUUCUUCUAGCAGUACCAUAUUUGCAAAAAUUUUAAGUUUGGGCCUUCAAUUAAAAAAAGAAAAGAAAAGCCUGAUUUCCAACUUGUCUGUCAGUAAACUCUUAAAUAAAAACA